AAUUGUAGAAUAUGGCCCAAAUAGGAAAAAUAUGAACUUUACAUAAAAAAACCCAAAAGUCGAAAACACAUCAUCCAAACUGAAAAUGCGGCAAUGGCAGAUGUGGGUGUUUCCGUUUUAGUCACCAUGCCGAACUAUUCACUGUUCUCCGGUCACAAACAUGGCUCCAAUGGACUUGUUACUAUGACUUGGACUUUGCAUUAUUUGUUGGAAUUUCACGAUCGGAUUUGGUCCCAAAUGGGCUCUUUUGCUCUUUUCGUCGUGAAUUUGGUCUCAUAUAGCAUUGGGACUCUUCAAAGUUAGUUAUUGUUUAGAUUCGUGCUACAGAAAGUAAGUAUAACGACCAAUAAUUCUGAGCAUUCAGGUCAAAGAAUAAGUUAAGGGAGAAGUUUGGCCAAUGGAUUUCUUUUGUAUUCUUUCAAUCAUCCCAAGUUCAAAAGUAUUAUUUGAUUUGGUGUGCUGUUUUGGUAAAAAUGAAUAUAUCCAGGGGAUUUUGGAUGGAGAGUUUCUUGAUGCUACUUCAUCACUUUUCCAGAAGUUAGAAGGAUAAGAGUUGUGCUUGUUCAAUCACUAGAACGUGAACAAGAAGAUAUCAGGCAUGAGUUUUCUGGCGAAUUUGGGAGAACAGGUUCCAUCUGAGUUUCUUAUUGAUAGCAUAAGUUGCCUUCCAUGCAAAGUCCUCAACAUUAUUCUUGAGAAGUUGCCUUUAUUUGAUGCUGUAAGGACAUGUGUUUUGGCAAAGGGUUGGCGAUACAAAUGGCUUAUGCUUUCUAAGCUCUUUCUAGAUUAUGAACUUAUUUCUGAUGAUACUAAGGAUCUUAAAUGGGAUAUGAUUUUUUUUGUCACCAACAAUUACUUGCUUAAUCACACAGGCACAAUCAAAACCUUUUACCUGAGAACAUUAUGCUGGCCACACUAUCCUGAAUUGUAUCAGUGGCUCCUAUAUCUUUCAAAACUUGAUCUAGAGGUGCUGUUGCUCGAAGAGCUUGGAAGUCAGCCAUUUGAGAUGCCUUCUUAUAUGUUCCGUUUCAAGAAGCUGCGAUCUUUAUUCCUUGGAAAUUGCACUUUGCGCAUACCAUCUACAAUUGGGAGUUUCAGCACUCUGUUUGAGCUCUCCCUCAGAGAUGUUUCAAUCAAUGACAACGAUCUUCAUCAUUUGCUUCUUAGGUGCCCGUUACUGGUGAAGUUAACAUUGUUGAGGAUACAUGGAUUAGAUCAUUUAAGAAUUCAUUCCCCUUCACUGACCAUGCUAGAAAUAGACACCCGAAUUGAGGACGUUGUUAUUGAAUCCUUUGCGUGUUUGGUUUUAGUUUGUAUCAAGAAUUCUUUCAGAUAUCCAGGGAUGGUUCGAUCCUGGCGGAGUGUUAUUUGUUGCCUAUCUGGUCUUGACUCCCUUCAACGUCUGGUUUUAUAUGGAGAAUUUAUCACGAUCUUGGCUGCUGAUUGUGCACUUGAGAAUUUUCCAUUGAGGAAUGAUACUCUGAUUUGUCUUUCCCUUUGUGAUGUAAGAUUUGAGACUAUUGAAGUGCUCAGGGUUUGCCUUUCUUUACUAAGCUCCUGCAUAAACAUCAAAUCUUUCCAAUUUUCGAUUGAAGCAGCCAAAGGUCCAAAGCGGAUCACUACAUAUUUAAAGGAAUGGGAUGUGCUGUGAACUUCAUCGAAUUUCUUUGCGCUCAUUCCCCUAACCUCAAGGACAUCUGCAUUGUAAAGGGAGGGAAGCUGCAUACCGACCGGACUCACAAGAUGCUCUCCCGGUUUGAUAAAAUUUGUCCUAAUGCUAACAUUAAAUAUAUACAAAAACAAUAAGUCUAUCUGUGUCCUUUAUCUAAUAAGUUUAUAGUUGGGAAAUGAGCUCAUGUUUAUGAGCCCAUUGCUUUUGCAAGCUAUCUGGUUGUCAGAGAAACUAAUUCUUCUCAAAAUUUAGUCUAGAUGAACUUUUAGACAAUAGGCUGAUCACUUAGAAUAUUAUGUCCCUUUUGUUUCUAUUACUGUUUAUAAUUUUCCUUGGUAUGUAUGGAGGACAAUGUUGUGUUGUUACAUAUCUUAUAUCGAGAUUUGUUUACAAUACACUGGAGGUAAUUGUUUUAAUGUAUACCAUCAACUUGAAGUAAUUGUUUUAAAACUAUAUUUAACCAAUUUCCCCCUAAAAAAAGUUCAAUCAUUUCAAUUUUAUUUUUUUGAUUUUAUUAUGACAUUGCCUUAUAGAUUAAUUUCUCAAUUUGGAAUUUCUAUGAGAAACUGGCCCAAUACUAUGAUUUAAGAUUAAAGAAUUAUUGUACCCUUUAUCAUCACCAAGUUAGCACUAUUAUCCGGCAACAGAUUACUGUGGAGUUCAGCAUUGAUGGUAUGUCUCUCUCAUCAUUAUUACUCUUUUUGGGGGUGUAAAAUAAAUUUGCAUUUUGCAAUCUUUUGGUCAUUUUUGUUGGCCAUGGCUUAUGUUGGAAACUACUAUUGGUGGCUUGUUAUAGACCAUUUUUUGACGUAAUUUUGUGGGGUUUUUUUGUCUUUUUGCUUGAAUUUCUAUAUGUGAUGUUAGGUUUGAUGAUAGGUUUUUGCUACUUAUUAUUCCUUCUAUUCCUUUUGUUUGUCCUAUUUGGAAUCUUCAAAGGGAAAAUUUAACUAUUAAGAAUUUUUUGUAAAUAUUUUUUAAAAAUAAAUAAAUUCACAUGGGAUCUUGUUAGAUUCAUCAUGAUGUGUACUUUCUAGAUUUCGACUUUUUAUAAUGCUUAUUUGAAGAUAUAGAUGUUUAGUUAUAUGCAUGGGAAAUUGUGUGCAAAGGAUAAUGAGACAAACUUAAAGCAGGAGUGUGUUGAUUUGUGUUUUUAUUUACUUUAUUUAUUACUCUUUCCGCUCUUUUUAGUUCUACCCACUUUUAAUUUAGUCUGAUCUUUUUUUGUUUAAUUCACUUUGCUAUAUUCUAUUUUUGGCUUAACUCCUUUACCAUCUUACCAUUUCAAGACCACAAUAAUUACACCUUUCCUCACACUCUUGACUUAUUUUAUUUUUUUCACAAUUUUGUUACACAUACACAUUUUUACAUUUUCUUAAACAUUAUCCUACUUUUCUUACACCCACUCAAAUUAUUCAAUAUGUUCUAAAAUUGCGUAUCCACUAGAACAUAAUUGAACAAGAAUAUUAUUUUUCUCGAGGAUUUUAAAGAAUAUGUGAAUUAUAGAAGAAACUAGUUUUUGGGCCUGGCAAUGCCUGGUCAAUGCAUUUUCAUUAUUUUUCUUUUGAAGUCUUAAUAUCAAAUAUUGCAUGGUUUAAUGGUGAAGGUUUUAACACAUCCACUUGAGGUCACAUGAUCAAAUAUAAUGUAUACUGUAUAGCAUAUCUUCAUUGUUUUAAUUGUAUGUUAAUGAUGUGAAAUGCAACAUAAAUCGUAUUGGGAGAGCGCCAUGUGUCACAUGAACUUUUGUUGGAAUGCUUUGUAAUAUAUUAUUAUUAUAGAUUAAAGAUUGUAGGUACAAAAACUUUUCAUGAUAGUACUACAUUUAAGGAAAAUAAAUAAAUUUGUAUUGAACAAUGUUAUUUAACCUGUUUAAUAAUUUGAUUGGUGUAGUGGAUGUGAAUGACUAAAAGUGCUCCUUUUUUCAUUGUUUGCUCAAGAUUUCUGUUUAAGUUAGAAUAAUUGUUGUGACUUGGAGUCUUGGACUUUGUCUUUUGCAUUAUGAAUUCAUUAUUUCUCCAUAAAUAAAAAUUAUUUAGUAGUUCAAGAUUAAGGUUGGUACAAAAUUUUGUCUUUCACUCUCAUCUUAAUUUGGUGUUUUGUGCUAUGGAGAGUGAGUAUAACAGCCAAGAAUAUCGAGCUUUAUUGGAUUUACUAAGCCAGGAAGCUAGAACUUAACGAUGUAUAAUGCAUACAUGAGGGAAGCCCUGGCUUGCAACCUGGUGGAGGCUCUAAUAUUAAUGCUAGAUUAUGUACUUCUGUUUAAAUCGGUGUGUGAUAUACAAAGUGUAUGGUUGUAGACUGGUUCUUAAGUAUGGAGCCACUAUGGAGUAAUUUGCAAAACCAUUGGCUGAAGCUGCCCUUGUCUAAAUUUUCCAGUUAACACUGCAGCUGUUUUGGUAGAAAUCAAUGGUUCAAGGAUAUUUGGAUGGAUACUUCUUUACUUGUCCAGAAGUUAAAGGAUGCGAGUUGCACUUGUACAGUUAUUUGAAUGUGAGCAAGACCAUGGCUGGCAUGAGUCGUGUAUUUAGUUCAGGAGAACAGGAUCCCUCUGAUUUGAAUGCAGAUCGGAUAAGUAAUCUUCCAUGGAAUGUCCUAGACAUUAUUCUCGGGAAGCUAUCAAUAACUGAAGCUGUCAGGACAAGUGUUUUGGCAAAGGAUUGGCGAUAUAGUUGGCUUACCAUGUCCAAGUUUUCCCUAAGUUCGGAAGAGAUUGGUGAAGUACUUGAUUUUAGGGAUCCUAGGUGGGAUAUAUUAUCUAGUAUAGUUAGCAACUUCCUACUUCAUCACACCACCACUUCAAUUAUGACAUUCAUCCUGCAAUCAUUUUUUUGCUCACAUUUUUCUGAUUUGAGCAAUUGGAUUGAAUUUCUCUCGAAAAAGGGUGUUGAAGUUUUAGAACUUAUAGAGUUUGGGGAUCAAUACUUAAAAAUGCCCACACAUCUAUUCUCCUUUGAGAAGCUGAAGGUUUUGGUCAUCGAAUCUUUUUCUUUACAGAUUCCAUCUUCUUUUAGAAGUUUUAAAUUCCUGGAAGAACUUUCUCUCAACGAAGUUUCAAUCAGUAGCGGUGACUUAUAUCGAUUGAUUCUAGCGUGUCCUCUCCUGCUGAAUCUGACACUGGUGACCAUUUCUGGAAUUCAGAAUUUGAGAAUUCACUCAGCCAGGCUGACUAUGUUAGAAGUAGAUACCGGGUUUGUGGGUAUUGAUGUUGAAUUUGCUCCAUGUUUGUCAACAGUUAGUAUUAUAAAUGAUUACAGAUCAUUCACACCACAAAGUGUGAUUCUCAACUGGCGCAGUGUUACGCGUUCAUUAUCUGGUUUGAUUUCUCUUCAAAGUUUGGCUUUAUCAGAAAUAAUUUUUAAGCUUUUGGUUGCUGAAUGUGCACUUAAAGACUUUCCUUUGAGGAACAAUACUCUGGCGUUUCUUAUCCUUCGGGAAGUAAGUUUUGAUAAAAUUGAAGUUUUCAGGGUUUGCCUUUCUCUACUAAAAUUCUGCCCAAAGAUGAAAACUUUCAGAAUUACGGUUACAUCAGCCAAAGGUCCCAAGCUUAUCAAAUCAUUCUUAAAAGAGAAUCCAGGGCAGUACUCUUUUUUGGAGCUCGAAACACUGAAUGUGAUCUAUCCUCCUGGCACUGGCAUGGGAUGUUCUGUGAAGUUCAUAGAAUUUCUUGUCACUCACUGCCCAAACCUUAAGUUGUUAAGCAUUGAAACAGAAGGAGCAUGUGAAUUAAAUAUCACUCGGGCUAACAAGAUGCUCUCACAGCUCAGGAAAUUGUGUCCUCAUGCUUCAGUUCUGUAUACCUUUGAUGACCAAGAACCUAAUUUGUGAUCUCCAUCAAACAAGUUUACAGAAAAAAGUCCGUCCCAAUCUUAUCAGCCAUCGCUUUUGAAAGCUAUUUGGUAGUCAGCGAAACUUUUUUUUUUCCGAAUAAAUACAAUCUUGAUGAACUUCUAGACAAUAAUUAAUUACUUGAAGUGCUUAUGUUACUGUGUUUUGAUGUAAACCUUUUCUUGAUGGAAGACAGUGUCAUGUUAUUGACUUAUUGCUGUGUUAUUAUGCAUUACCUUUUGACUGAA
Molecule: messenger RNA, 5745 nt
Organism: Chenopodium quinoa (quinoa)
Lineage: Eukaryota; Viridiplantae; Streptophyta; Magnoliopsida; Caryophyllales; Amaranthaceae
Product: F-box/FBD/LRR-repeat protein At1g13570-like
Exons: 12
Coding region: 4079-5497 (472 amino acids)
Molecular function (GO): protein binding
Source: RefSeq, a predicted model, not a curated record